Molecule: messenger RNA, 2201 nt
Organism: Anarrhichthys ocellatus (wolf-eel)
Lineage: Eukaryota; Metazoa; Chordata; Actinopteri; Perciformes; Anarhichadidae
Gene: brms1
Product: BRMS1 transcriptional repressor and anoikis regulator
Exons: 10
Coding region: 917-1768 (283 amino acids)
Source: RefSeq, a predicted model, not a curated record
UCGAACUGAAGACUUGAAGUGAAGAGGAAGUACUUUUUUUUUUUUUAAAUUGGAAAUAUAGAAAAUGAUGCUUUAACUUUCUAGUGCCGAGCAGCGGGAGAAGGUGAGCAGACUCGUGUGGUCACUGUCAUGUCCGGUGAAAAAGAGGGUUUUCUGUUUACAAACAGCGUCGCAUACACGGACGGAUAACGUUACUUAUAAUCCAUGUACAGUUGGAAGAUACGGUCAGAAUGAAAGCUACCCGGGCGGUGCUUCAACGUACUUUAUGACAUUUAAACGCUGAUUAUAUUGUCAACUACCAAACGCACAGAGAACAUAUUCGUGAAUGAAUCAACUUGAACGGUGUUGACAGUGUGCGGAGUCGUUUCGUCGCUGUGUGGUUUCAAUGGCUAGCUAGUGAUGCACUUGACUUCAUGGUGCUUUUUAUGCCGGUAAUUUGACGUGAAAAAGGGGCAACGAGUCUCGUUAAAUUAAUUUGGGGUUGUAAGUAAAAUACACCGGAAGUAUAACAGCUUCGGACUUAGUUCGGCUCGUUAUUUUUAGUGUAGACACCGCCGUCGAGUUCAUAACGUUCACUGUUUUACUGUAUGACAUCACGGAAGCUACCAGUGGUCAAGAGAGGCUCAACUGUAACAGCACUUCCGGUGGGUAACAAAAUAAAAGUCCUGUUAAUGAACGUAGAAAAAGUUUGGAGGAUAGAAAAAGUUUGGAGGAUAGAAAAAGUUUAUGCUCCGUUUGGAGUUAUUUUCCUUAACGCGCUACUAACAGCAGUGUGAGAUGAAUCAUUUUAAUUGUGUCUUUUUAUUUGCCUUCCGCCAAACAAAAUCGUUAAAUGUCCCGUCUUGUGCUGUUUUUCUAGUUUGCUUGACAGAUCCCCGGAAGCCAUACGGCAGCUCGAUGUGCCGCGGGCUUCACAAUGUUAUUCUAUUCAAAUUAUUUUCCAACUGCACACCAGCCAAUGCCCGCCCAACCCCAUGUGAGGGAGCCGGAGGAGGAGAUGGAGGCAGAAGGAGAGUCGCAACUCCCCGAGGCCAACGGAGAGGUGGAGCAACCGCGAGAAGAUGACAGAGGAGGAGGAAGAGGAGAGGACACCAUGGAGGACAGCGCAGAGGAGCGGGACAGCGACUUGGACGAUAGUGAAGAUGAGGAAGAGGAGGAGGAGAGUUCAGAGAUGGAUGAUGAAGACUGUGAGCGGAGGAGAGGAGAAUGUCUGGAUGAGAUGCUGGAUCUGGAAAAACAAUUUCAAGAGCUGAAAGACAAGUUGUUUCGGGAGCGGCAGAACCAGGUGAAAGUGAAGCUGGACGAGGUGCUGACAGGGAAGGCUGGAGAAUACAGAGAGCCACUGGUCGCACUCCAGGAAAGCAUGCAGAUACAAACACAAGUGGCUGGAGUGUACAGAGAGCUGUGUCUCCAGGUGAUCCAACACAAGUACGAGUGUGAACAACAAGGAGCAAGGCAGCACCUGGAGAGUGAGCGGACGCUGCUGUUUGAUGCCAUGAAGUCCGAACUGCUGGAGAAGAUAAGAAGACUGGACGAGGACAGACAGAAUAUAGACAUCACCUCGGAGUGGAGCGAUGAGAUGAGGGGCAAGAAGUGUAAAAGGAAAAAUCUGCUGAGUGGGUCGGAGAGGAAAAAGAAAGUUGCUCUGGUUUCAGGGCCGUUCAUCGUCUACAUGUUGAGAGACAUCGACAUCCUUGAAGACUGGACCGCCAUCAAGAAGGGCAAAGCAGCACUGUCACCAUUAAAGAAGAAAGUUGAAAAACGGUGAUAACAGGAGGAUCUAACUGAAGACCAGCAGCAAAAACCAAACUUCACACACACACUCACAACAUUCCCAGCUACUUCCACGAACAGUGUUGUCUCCUCAAGACCCAGAAGAUGGUUGUGUUGUUAUUUUCCACGCUUUUGACCCUCUGCGACCAACCACCCACCCGACUGCUUGUUUGUUAUCUAUUGCUAUUUAAAAUAAGUUCUUAAUGAUGUGACAACCAUGUAUUUAUAGAAUGAUUUAUAACUGUAAUUAAAAUUGUAAUCUUUUGUGACACAAGGUUUCGCGUGUUCUUGCAAUCGAUUCCUGCUCCAGGUUUGGAGGCUGUAAAAACGGGACCACAGCCAGGAUUUUACAAUUAGUGACGUCAUCACCCACCUAAAGAGAUGUUUUGAACUUUUUAAAUUUAUUUAAAAAUCACACUAUAUAUAUU